Aspergillus thermomutatus is the source of this 1506-nucleotide messenger RNA. RefSeq names its product MFS transporter. Bases 1 to 1506 code for a protein of 501 amino acids. The transcript is spliced from 2 exons. Gene Ontology annotation, biological process: transmembrane transport. Gene Ontology annotation, cellular component: membrane. The record is from RefSeq and is a predicted model, not a curated record. Gene Ontology annotation, molecular function: transmembrane transporter activity. NCBI's taxonomy places the organism in Eukaryota, Fungi, Ascomycota, Eurotiomycetes, Eurotiales, Aspergillaceae.
AUGUCGUCGAAUGAAUCCCAACAGGAUCAGCCUGGACAAUCCCCCAUGUAUCAGACACCGCCUCGAGGAGCAAAAGAAUGGCUCUUUAUUAUCGUCUUGUGCUCAACGCAAUUGUUCGUUCAGGGCUCCUUCGGAUACAUCCUCAUUCCCUUGCAUCUCGUAGGACAAACCUUUGGUCAAGGGCCAUCUGAGGCGACCCAAAUGACUUGGCACGUUGGCGGUUACAGCUUGACGGUUGGCACUUUCAUUCUCAUCGCAGGAAAGCUGGGCGAUCUGUACGGUUCGAAGCGCAUUCUUAUCAUUGGUUGGGCAUGGUUUGGCGUCUGGUCUGUCAUUGGGGGCUGCAGUGCCUUCACGCAUUCUCCAGUGUUCUUUGAUACCGCUCGAGCACUCCAGGGCAUUGGACCUGCAUUACUUCUACCAAAUGCACUGGCGAUCGCUGGAAGAACAUACCCACCUGGCAAGAAGAAGAAUAUGAUUUUUUCAGCAUUCGCUGUGGCGGCUCCGCUCGGAUGCUCUACUGCUGGGGCUAUCGGUUCGGCAUUCGCUGAGUAUGUGUGGUGGCCCUGGGUGAUGUGGGUUUACAGCAUCGGAUGCUUCGUUCUCGCUGGGCUCGGACAUUGGGUGAUUCCAUCAGACUCUUCGAUGCUCAAAAAUGACACUGGAAUCCCAUUCGACUAUAUCGGAUCUGGUCUGGGCGUUGCAGGUCUUCUAUUGCUGAAUGUUUCAUGGAACCAAGCACCCAUUGACGGCUGGUCCUCGCCUUAUGUUUAUACCAUGCUGAUUCUGGGGUUUCUCCUCCUGGGGCUUUUUGCUUUCCAGGAACGACGCGCAAUGGAUCCAAUUCUGGAUCUUUCUAUUUUCAACCGACGUGUUGUAGCAGUGUUGGUCACUACGGGCCUAGGAUGGAGCAGUUUUGGUGUGUGGUUCUACUACUUGUUCCAGUUUAUCCAGCAGUUCCGUCAUGUGUCUCCUUUAUUGUCAGCAGCGCAGUUCGCCCCAGGAGCCAUAUCAGGGAUUGUUGCCGCCCUCGCCACGCCGUACCUAAUGGCUGUCAUCUCCAGUGGUUGGCUGAUGGCAAUUGCUUGUGCCGCAUUCCUUGCUGGAUGUAUCCUGCAGAGUACAGCACCAGUGGAUCAAUCAUACUGGUUGAAUACUUUUUGGUCAUUUGUCAUAAUGGCCUGGGGUAUGGAUAUCUCCUUUCCCGCCUCUGCGACGAUUCUUAGCGACGCGGUACACGUCAAAUACCAAGGCGCCUCAGCAUCACUAGUCAACACCGUCAUCAAUUACUCAAUUGCCAUCGGACUAGGGAUCGCAGGGACUGUGGAGGCUGAAGUAAGUCAUCACGGUGUGGAGCCUUUGAGGGGAUAUCGGGCUGCCCUAUGGACGUCCGUGGGACUGGCUACACUAGCCUUUAGCAUCGCCUUCAUGUAUGCCGUCUUCACCAUGCAUGAGCAACCGACCCCACAUAACAGCAGUCAGGAGAGUGACAGGGAAUUUGUGUAA